This is a messenger RNA of Menidia menidia (Atlantic silverside), 2973 nucleotides long. NCBI's taxonomy places the organism in Eukaryota, Metazoa, Chordata, Actinopteri, Atheriniformes, Atherinopsidae. The record is from the annotation of a GenBank genome assembly.
CCGGGCUCGUCAGUCACUGUGAGAUAUCCCACUCCUGCGCGCACAGGCUCGGCUUUUUUUACGCAGCUCGGGCUGGUCAGAGAGCGAAAAAUCCCGGCCCCCGGCUCCAGGCUCCGCCCGGUGCGCGGCCACCACUGCCUGCCGGCACACAGCAGACUUCUACCGGAUUGUCCCGCAGCAGCGGCGGGAGAGGACUGCUCUCACCCCCCAAAGCGGGACAAAGGGACGCAGGGAAUUAAGGAAAUGAGAGAAAACAUGCGGAAUAAGCGAGGAGCGCGUCAGGAGGACCAGUGUCUGCUGGCUGUCGCCCUUGGACUUUUAAUGCUGGGUGGGUGCUCGGCCCGCGUGGUGACCGUGUCUGCUGGACCCUUGGUGAGAGUAGAGGGUCAGCCGGUCUCCAUAAGAUGUGAGGUUAACGACUACGAAGGACCCCGUGAGCAGGACUUUGACUGGAAGAUGUCCAGGGAUGUGAACGGGCCGGAGAUAAAUAUAAUCUCCACCUUUGAGGCGAGAUACUCCGACCCCACGCUCAGCAAGCGCAUUGCGUCCGGCGACAUCUCGGUGGUGCGGCCCCAAGACAACAAGGCCGAGCUGAAGAUCGCCGAGGUGAAGCCGCAGGAUGCCGGGUUUUACAAAUGUCAGACGCCCAGCACUGAUGUGGUCUUCAGCGGCAACUACCACGCUCAAGUCCAGCUCACCGUCAUCCCCAACACACUCAAGGUGUCCCCCCAGAUGUUGCCUCCAGUGGUUCUGGAGGGGAGCGACCUCACUCUGUCCUGCAACGUGACCCGGGAGCUCUCCCACCCCACCUACCUGUCCGUCACCUGGCUGCUGAAGAGGGGAGCCACGUCCCAGGAGAUUUUGACUUUCGGGCCCCAAGGAGAUGUGAUCACGGGCGCAAAGUUUGCUCUCCGUUACGCAGACGGGAGCAUCCGACUGGUUCCCGGGAGGAAUGGCGUGUUUGAGCUGGUCAUUUCCAGAGUGAGCGCAUCCGAUGAAGGGAUUUAUGAGUGUAACGGCACCGAGUGGACGCACGAGAGCGGAGGGAAGUGGGUGAAAAUCGUGGAGAGCACCAAGGAGAUGGGCACUGUCAGUGUCACUCCCACAGGUCGUUCCCUCAGUGUGAAGGCGUCCUCCUCCUCUCCCUCUGCUACCUCCGUGCUGCUCUCCCCCGGCGACACGCUGACCCUGCUCUGCUCCGUUGCCGCCGACAACCUGCCCGCCCUCACCCUGGAAGUGACCUGGUGGGCUGGCGACCAGCAGAUCCUCACUAUGGACCGCAGCGGGGUGGUUCUCUCCAACGCGUCCUCCGGCGGAGCAGAAAGGAAGCGCAGCGAGGCCAGCAUGGAGAGAACAGCAGCCGGGGAGUACAGGCUGACCGUGAGGGCCGUGAGCGGCCAGGACGGAGGACUCUACACCUGCCACAUCCGAGCCUUCAUAGAGGGUGGUGGACGAAGUGCAGCAGGAGGAGGGAGUUGGUAUAAGGCAGCGGAGAAGAGGUCCACCCCUGUGACCGUCAAGGUGUCGGAGAUGAAACCAAACUUUACGCUGACCCUCGAAGCCGCCGUGGUCCCCCAGAUGACAUCAGAACCCAUCGAGCUAUCGUGUCAUGUGACCAACAUCACUCAGAUGCCUCUGGGGGGGCGUCUGGGUGUCAGCUGGGAGCACAUCACACUUCCUGGCAUUGGGGACGAUCCUCAGACCUCCAAUCCUAUUGGUUCCUUGGACGGCAAUGGCAACCUGUUGGCGGGAGCGACGUAUGCUGACAGACUGAGGAGUGGAGUGCUGUCCUUGAGCAGAGUCCAGCCCAGCACGUUUAAGCUGCGAUAUCUGCGCGCGCAGGAGAUCGACAUGGGCGAGUACGUGUGCAGCGUCUCCUCCUGGAGUCUUAACCCCACAGGAGACUUGGUGAAGACCUCUGAGGUUCAAAGCUCCGCCCUGACUGUGCGAUGGGACACAAAACGUCCAACUGUGAACGUUGUGGCCAAACGCCUCCGUGAAGCCUCGGUGGGCGGCGCCACCUUUGAAAUGAGCUGCACUGUUGCCAAGCAGAACCUGGGUGAGGCUGGCUACUCCGUGCUCAUCCAGUCACAGGAAAGCGUGACCAGCAAAGUGAAAACCAUCAUGACUCUGAGCCCUGACAACGUGGUGCAGCACGGUGGGGCCACAGACCCCAACCGGAGAGACAAUCUGGUUCUUACCAAGUCGGGCCCAGAGGAGUUCAGGUUCCGCCUGGCGGGCGUCCAGCUCACCGACAGAGGCUUCUACUGGUGUGACAUCACUGCAUGGACAAAACAGCAGCCGGGGCAGAUGUGGACUAAAGCCACCAGCUCGGAGUCCAACAAAAUCAGGAUCAGUUUUGAAGAAAACGGCCCAUCCUUCAACAUCGCCAUCCACUCAGACAUCAGCUAUGUUUAUCCAUGGGAAACAGCCAAGAUGGAGUGCUCGCUCAGCGUCUCUGGAUCCUCACCAAAGACAGGUACAGCACUGGCCCACCACACACACACACACACACACAGUCCUUCAGCUGCCGGCUGCACUGCUCUGGAGAAUGAUGACCUGGUGUAUGAGGUGAGCUGGUUUUUCAGCAGGCUGCGCGGCGGACAGACCACAAUCCAGGUGGUCAGCAUCGAUCGCUUCGGAGUCGUAAGGAAAAAUGACCGGAACUCGUCCAGUGACGUUUCUAUUGAGCGCAAAGACACACACACCUACCUGCUAAACAUUUUUGGCACUCAGGAGAGCGACAGUGGCGAGUAUCACUGUGUUGCCACUCCUUGGUACCUGUCAGCCUCUACAGCAGCCUGGACUCAAGCUGGAGACCUGACAUCAGGACGAGUCUUCCUCACUGUCAGAUUUGCUGGGGUUGGCCUUUUCUCCCUGAUCUUGGGGUUGGUUUGUGCCCAGUGCUGCUGCCGCAACACAGCACACACUCCACGCUCACGCAACAAACUGAUGGACCUGGAGAUGGACUGA